AACGGCUAGCACGGUUAGCAAGGGUUUAGUUAGCAUGUUGUACGGAUGUCUGCACUUCUCCUCAGUCUCACUCUGGCGUCAUUUAGUCUCCUGGAGAUAUUUUACCUCCUGGUGAAGAAGAACAAGGAGCUCCACAGUCACAUGGUCUUCCUGCUCAGCCCACUAGUUCGAUGUUCUUCACUGGUUCUGUCCGUUGUUAUAAUCCAUGCGGAGAGAAUGAAAGGCACUCGUUCAUCUGUCCUCCUCUUCCUCUUUUGGAUGCUUCUGGUUCUUUGCUCCAUGGUUCCUCUGAAGGCUGUUGUGGAAGAAAUGACUGAUCAGGGUUUUUUGUCAGAUGCUGUUCGUUUUGUGGCCUUCUUCAUCUGUUUUUGCCUCCAAGUCCUUCAAGUGCUUCUCAGUGGCUUCUCAGAUCGCCGACCGCUGCGUCUUCUGUUUGUGGAGAAUCAAUGUCCAGAAGAAGACGCCUCCUUUCUUUCCAGGUUUUUCUUCUUUUGGUUCAGCAGUUUGGUGAUUCAGGGAUUCCGGUGCCCUCUUCAGGCAGCAGACUUGUGGACUCUACGGAAUGAGGACUCAUCCAAACGCAUCAUGUGUGCUCUGGAAGCGGCCUGGGCGCAGCAGUGUGAGCGCAGAAAGAAGUCCAUCCCUUGUGGGUCAUCUAGGUCUGACUGUGAUGAGAAAAGAGAGUUGCUAAGGAAGCCCCAAAAAUGCCACAGCUACGUUCACUUCUUGCUGUGUACGCUUGGGCGAACUUUUGCUCCGUAUUUCCUUUGGGGAACAUUGUUCCUGCUCCUACAUGACGCGUUCAUGUUCGCAGUCCCACAGGUGCUCAGCCUCCUGCUGGGCUUCAUGCGGGAUGGAGAGGCGGCCAUGUGGAAAGGCUUUCUGUUUGCCGGUCUGCUCUUUAUCCUGUCUUGCCUGCAGUCCCUCCUGCACCAUCAGUACAUGUAUCGCUGCUUCACGGUCGGAAUGAGGCUCAAAACCGCCAUCAUGGGUCUCGUCUACAGGAAGUGUUUGGUGAUGAGCAGUGCCACUCGCCGCCAGUGUGCUGUGGGAGAAAUCAUCAACCUGGUUUCAGUGGACACUCAGAAGAUGAUGGACCUCGUCGUUUACGUCAACAGUGUGUGGGUGGCCCCCAUUGAGAUCGCACUGUGCUUCUACUUCCUGUUCAAACUACUUGGGCCAUCGGCUUUGGCUGGCAUCGCUGCCAUUGUCCUGAUCUUCCCUCUGAAUGGAGUCAUUGCAAAGUUGAGGAGCAAGCUUCAGGAAGUGCAGAUGAACUUCAUGGACAGUCGCAUCAAACUGAUGAACGAGAUUCUGAGUGGAGUGAAGAUCGUCAAAUUCUAUGCCUGGGAGGACGCCUUCUUGCGUCGCGUCGGUGCCCUGAGAGACGGUGAACUAGACACUCUGAAGAAGUCUCAGGUCCUCUACUCGGUCUCACUGGCAUCCUUCAACUCCUCCUCCUUCUUGAUUGCCUUUGCCGUGUUUGCGGUUUAUGUGCUGAUUGAUGAGCGAAACGUUCUUGAUGCUGAGAAAAUAUUUGUAUCUGUGGCGCUCAUCAACAUAUUGAAAACUCCUUUGAGUCAGCUUCCUUUUGCCAUGAGCACCACCAUGCAGGCUUUUGUUUCACUCAGACGUUUGGGAAGCUUCCUGUGCCAAGAUGAACUGAAGUGGGACAACAUGGAGAGGCUUCCUCUUUCCAAAGAUGGUGAUGGAGUUCUUAUUGAAGAGGGAUACUUUGCUUGGUCCGGUGAUGGACCUCCAUGCUUGCAGAGAGUCAACCUGAAAGUAAAGAGCGGAACGCUGGUGGCCGUGGUCGGCCACGUAGGUUCAGGAAAAUCUUCACUGUUGUCGGCCAUAUUGGGAGAGAUGGAGAAGAGGGGGGGCUCUGUCCUGGUUCGGGGUUCCAUGGGAUAUGUUCCUCAACAGGCCUGGAUUCAGAAUGCCACUUUGACGGAGAACAUUUUGUUUGGCCUGGAAAGGAAGGAGAGCUGGUAUCACCGUGUGCUUGAGGCCUGUGCUCUGUUGCCGGAUCUGGAAGUCCUGCCGGCUGGAGAUGUCACAGAAAUUGGAGAAAAGGGACUGAACUUGUCUGGAGGUCAAAAGCAAAGAGUAAGCUUGGCUCGAGCUGUGUACAGGAAGUCAGAUGUUUAUCUGCUGGAUGAUCCGCUGUCCGCUGUUGACGCUCAUGUGGGGCAACACAUCUUUGACCGAGUCAUUGGACCCAAAGGACUUCUGAAGAACAAGACACGAGUGCUUGUCACUCACAGCGUCAGUUUGCUGCCAAAAGCUGAUUUGGUUGUGGUGAUGGAGGCGGGUCACAUCUCUGAGAUGGGCUCAUACCCGGAACUGAUGGACCAGAAAGGAGCUUUUGCCCAAUUGAUCCACAACUUUAGCCGAAACCAGUCCAAAGAAAGCACCACCUCCAAGGAAAAGAGUAGUUUUGCUGGAGAACACGUCAGCAGGAAGUCACUGUCUCGCCUGAGUAUCACUGACUUCUCGAUUGAUCUUUCUCAGGAGCAACUCAUCAGCUGUGACAUAGGGGCCACCAGUGUUCAGCUGAUGGAGACGCUCAACGACUUGCCUUCCGAUGAUUCUGGGAAACUCACUCAGGCUGACACAGCUCACGUUGGCAGAGUAAAGCUGCAAGUAUACCAAGAAUACUUCAGAACCGUCGGCCUGACCUUCAUCAUGACCAUCAUCUUCCUGUGUGCCUUCCAGCAGUCUGCCUCGUUAGCUUACAGUUACUGGUUAAGUCUGUGGGCUGACGACCUUCCCAUCAACGGGACCCAGACUGACCAUGUGCUAAAACUGAGUGUCUUUGGAGCGCUCGGUGUCACCCAAGGUAUGGCCAUGUUUGGAACGACACUGGCCAUCGCUCUGGGUGGGAUCGUAGCAUCACGCCACCUUCAUGCUGAUCUGCUCCACAAUGUGCUCCGUUCGUCAAUGUCGUUUUUUGAGGUGACACCCAGUGGAAACCUUCUGAACCGCUUCUCCAAGGAAAUUGACGCCAUUGACUGCAUGAUUCCCGAAGGCCUCAAAAUGAUGCUGGGCUACCUGUUCAAGCUGUUGGAAAUUUGCAUCAUUGUCUUGGUGGCCACUCCUUUCUGUGGGCUGGUGCUGCUCCCGCUCACCUGCUUCUAUAUCUUCAUACAGAGUUUCUACGUGGCAACGUCAUGUCAGCUUCGGCGACUGGAGGCGGUCAGUCGCUCGCCCAUCUACAGCCACUUCAACGAGACCGUGCAGGGGGUCUGCGUUAUUCGUGCCUUUGGUGAGCAGCAACGGUUUGUGCAGCAGGCUGACCAUCGCAUUGACAAAAACCAAGCCGCUUAUUUUCCACGAUUUGUGGCGACCAGAUGGUUGGCAGUGAAUCUGGAGUUUCUGGGGAAUCUUCUGGUUCUGGCUGCUGCUGUUCUGUCAGUGCGAAGUCGGCAUGACCUCAGUCCGGGCGUCGUGGGUUUGGCAGUGACACAUUCUCUCCAGGUGACAGGGAUUCUGAGCUGGAUUGUUCGAUCCUGGACUGAUGUGGAGAACAACAUUGUGUCAGUAGAGAGAGUAAAGGAGUAUGCAAAUACUCCCAAAGAGGCAGCUUGGGUAAACACAGACAAUUAUCUCCAAGCUGACUGGCCAACUAAAGGAUGCAUCCAGUUUGAGGACUACGGGCUGCAGUAUCGUAAAGGUCUUGACUGGGCCUUGAAGGGCAUCUCCAUCAAUAUCCAUGACAAAGAGAAGGUGGGGAUCGUUGGAAGAACUGGAGCAGGGAAGUCAUCCUUAGCGUUGGGAAUUUUUCGUAUUCUGGAGGCAGCCAGUGGACGGAUUUGCAUUGAUGAAGUUGAUAUUGCCCAGAUUGGCCUUCAUGACCUUCGCUCCAGGAUCACUAUCAUUCCUCAGGAUCCAGUGUUGUUUUCAGGAUCUCUCAGGAUGAACUUGGAUCCAUUUGAUACCUGUUCAGAUGAGGAGCUGUGGAGAGCUCUGGAACUUGCUCAUCUUGGCAGCUUUGUGGCCACGCUACCUGACCAACUUAAGCACCAAUGCUGUGAAGGAGGAGAGAACCUCAGUCUUGGUCAGCGGCAGCUGUUGUGCUUAGCAAGAGCCCUGCUGAGAAAAACCAAAAUCCUCGUUCUGGAUGAAGCCACAGCAGCUGUGGAUUUGGAGAUGGACCAGCUGAUCCAAUCCACCAUACGGACUCAGUUCAGCGAUUGCACUAUCCUCACCAUUGCUCACCGCCUGAAUACAGUCAUGGACUACACAAGGAUCAUUGUCAUGGACCACGGCUCCAUCGUGGAGAUGGACUCCCCUUCACAGCUCCUCCAACAGCAAGGCCACUUUCAUCAAAUGUGUCAUCAGGCUGGAUUAGUUUGAUACACAAGCAAAAACAUGUGUGCAUAUAUCUAUAUUUAUAUAGACAGUCUGUGGACUGUAAAAGAUUUUGGACAGGUUUUAUAUGUAGGUUUACCCGAACCCUUGCUUCAUGUAAAUACUAUGACUACCCUACCGUUACUGUGAACAAAACUAUCCCUAGUGAGUUGUAAUUCAAGUCCUAAUGUGAUCCGGUCUGAUUAUUUAUAAAUAAAUAAAUACAGAAAAAAAUACAUUAUUUUUUUUAUUCAUAGAGACCAACCUAUUCAUAGAGGAGGUAAUUAAUUCACUAUAUAACCCCAAUCUGGUCUGGUUUUAGGAUUAAUAAAUACAUACAUACUUGAAUAAAUAGUCAUAAAAACCAAUUCAUAGAAAAAGGCAUUAAUAUAUACUAAUACAAGCAUUACUACAUACAAGUUUAUUAAAACCAUAAUAUUUUUAAAAAAUCAGUUUUAGAAAGGAUUGUUCCAAUUGGCGUUUGUCUAUAUGUGCCCUGUGAUUGGCUGGCGACCAGUCCAGGGUGUACCCCGCCUCUCGCCCCAAGACAGCUGGGAUAGGCUCCAGCACCCCCCGCGACCCUCUUGAGGAAAAAGCGGUAGAAAAUGAAUGAAUGAAUGUUCCAAUUGGCUGAUUCUAACUGGGAGGGAAAAGAGAUGUUCUCUGAUUGGACACAGGGCUAGAAGGGGCGGGAGUUAGAUCCCAUUCUCUCUCUGACAGAUAACAGUGCCACAUCUCAUCUUUGACUUACCUGGUUGACUUACUUUGACUUACUCAAUUGCUGUUUAGCCACAUUUAAUUUUCCUUGUCUUGCCUCUUUUCCAGCCGCUUCCCGUGUCUUCAAACACCCGCUUCUUUUUUUGUCCACUGUGUGGGUGACAUAGGCAUAUUGGUGACAUACUAAGCAAUUCUUCUAAACGUGAAAAAAGUCCCUGAGUACUUUUCAUAAUCAAGGUUAUUCGAAUUAUCCGAUUUCAUAUUUUAAAAAUCAAGCUGUAAUGUGGUUUUAAAUAAACCAUUUUGGU
Doryrhamphus excisus (bluestripe pipefish) is the source of this 5378-nucleotide messenger RNA. The record is from RefSeq and is a predicted model, not a curated record. NCBI's taxonomy places the organism in Eukaryota, Metazoa, Chordata, Actinopteri, Syngnathiformes, Syngnathidae.